UGACCAGACCAGCAGUUCCAGCAGCCAUGGUGAAGAUCCUGCAGGCCUACAAUUUUGCCAGGCAGCAAACGUAUGCCCUUAAUGGCGAGAUCCUGGCAGCAAGUCUGAUUGGCAACAAUCGGAUUGCCAUCAGCAGCGCGGAGCAGUUCAUAGAGAUUUAUGACAUUGCUGGGAAGCAGCAACAGCAGCAGCAGCAGGAGGAUGGAAUCCACGACGGAGAGGAAGGACAGGCAAUUAGUGGGGAUGCUCCUGGAGGAGGAGAUGAGCGCCUGCCGGUCAAAAACACGCUAGCCACCGUUGGCGAGGUGGUGCAGUUGAUCUACUGCGAAUCGGGCAAGUACCUGCUCACAUUGGAAAAGGAGCAGGCGGGCAGCCCAGUGCACUCAUCCUCGACCAUUAGCUGCACAUCGAGCAGCAACAGCAAUACUGUUUGCUCCGAGGAUGACACUAAGAUGUUUGUCCGAAUCUACGCCAACUUCUGGAAGUUCCCCGAUAGCAAGCUCAACGAGCUGCCCAUCACCAUCAGGAUAGCCUCGAUGACAACGCCGAAGACGCCGCUAGUCGAGAGCAUCGAUGUGAUUGAGCUGCCGCUGCGCAGUCCCCCCGAACUGGUUCAGUGCUGUCAGACCUCUGGCAACAUCAUUGUCAGCAGCAGGGACAGGAUAUACCUGUACGAGUACACACAGUGUGUCCACGAGAACACUCAGCCCCGAUUCGCGUUUAUCGAUUUUCUGCCCUUCAAGUUCUUUGUGCAGCUGAACUUUGUUCCCAUGCGCCUGUGUCUGGCGGAGAAUGUCAUCGCCUGCCUAAGUCACCGGUACUGUGUGGCAUUCAAGGUGAUUGACGCUCUGGCAAACAGCAAGGCAACCGCCGGGCAGGAGCUGAGCUGUUUGGACAACGACUAUGGGGGCGGCGGCGGAGACGAGCCGCUCUCGGAGUCAUUGAGCUUGGGCAGCAAGGCAAGCGCCAGCGGUGGAGUGGUUAGCUCCACCCACAGUCAGCAGAGCUGCGAGAGCGACUCCAUGCAGUCAACGAGCAGUGGCAAAGCUCCCUUGGCAAUGAAUGGAGCCCUGCCCGGACGUUCGCCGUUGGACUUUAACGUGGCCAAGCUGGUGAACAACGCGUAUGGGCGCGAGUUUGAGCCGGAGUUACGCUCUCAGUGGGAUCAGAGCGAGAAUGGUGGAAAUGGAGGAAAGAAUGGGGGCCCAGAGGACAACCAGGAGAUCACUAUCACACCCCAGAGGGCCGGGGAUAUCAAAAUCAAGCUCGUCAACGAGGCCAAGGCCAUGAAUGUGCGUGGCAUCGCAGGGGGCAAUCAACUGGAGGAUGCCUCUGUUCAAUAUGAUGUCAGAAAGUUGCUGCAGAUAUGCAUGAAAACAUCCGAGCAUCAGCCCAGAACUCUGGACAUCUUGCGCUGCUUAGAUCUGAAAGCAAUCUAUCAAAGGAGCGGCCAGGGCACGGACCUAGAGGACGAUGAGUACGACAUGGGCAACCAGCAGGUGCCCAGUGCCGUCACCACAUUUAAGCACGUCAAUCGCAGGACCCUCAAGUCUUCGCAGCAUCAACGGUGCAUAGGCCAUGCUCUCCUGGUGGCCAGCAGUGUGGACGGCUACCUCUAUCAGUUCUCCGCUCAGGGCAAAUGGUACAGUGAGAACGAGAAGCCUGUGGCGAGCUACAGCUUCACGGCUCCCGUCAUCCAGGUGCACAUCAACGAUUAUGUGGUCUUUGCGGUCACCUCGGAGUCUGUGGAGACACACACCUCGCGCAUAGGCCACAAGCUCUUCCACAAUCGCUUCGAAUAUCCCUCGAUUGGAGGCAUUUUCCCCGAGGAGUCUGCACCAGACAUCACCACGCCCAUUGCUGUCGUGGGUCUUGCUGCCUUUAUGCACGUUCAGUUUGUUUGCGUGAAUCGGGACCAGCUGGUGCUGAUCACCAACGCCGCCCUGGAGCUUCACAAGCGUCGCAGCACGGGAGAAGUGGCCCCCACAACGGUAGCGGUCAAGCGGAAUAUUGCUGCCAGACUGCUGGCCGAAGCAAAGGCCAAGCACAGCAGCCUUCUGAGGAGCAGCAGCGCUGCUCAAUCCUCAACGGUCACAAAUGAGUGGACCCUCUACAACCUCGAGGUGCCCCGGGUGGAGCACGUUAUUGAGGAUUUGGAGGGCAUUGCGGAAUCGUAUCACAGUGCGAGCAGCUCGAAUUUCUAUGAUCUCAUGGAGGAGGCCCAUGUCAUGCUACGGCUGAGCCUCACACUGCAGGGCGAGCGGCUGGGCAUGGAGCGCGAACAGCUGCUGAGAAAAAUGUUUACUGCAAACUGUAGAAAAUUGGCCGACUUCUCAAUACGUUCCAGCAGGCAAGAGGUGUAUCUGCAGGCAACGGGCUUCUACAAGAUGUGCCAGAUCCAGUUGGUGGACAUUUACAACAACUACAUUCAGCAGUUCAUGGACAACGAGGAAGAUGUGGAAACAUCCGAACUGGCGGGCCUCAUCUAUACAGUAAAACUAUUCCUACUCAGCCUGGCAACAGAUCGCUUGAGGUCCGCUUUCCUAAACCAGACUGUUCGACCAUACUUCACCCCUGUACGAGUGCUGCAGCAGGGGUACAAGCAGGUGCCGAUUUCGUUGGAGUUUCUCAAUAUGUUCAUCAAGCACGCUCCGGUGGAUAUACCCCAGAUCAUGCUGUGUUCCCCCGUAGUGGCCGACACCAUGAGCGGAGAGCUAAUCAACUAUCUGAAAUACUUGAACGCGCUAUCCCCCGAUGAGAACCUACUGCUGGCUGUGACAGCCUGUCGCAUGUCAAAUUAUCUGCUGGCCCAGGAAAUCAUAGCCAAGUCGACCAGGCGAACCCUGGCCACGGCUUUGAUCAAGCACAAGAAUGUGCUAUUUGACGACAGCACUGUGAUCUAUCAGCGCCGCCAGCAGCAGCAAGUUGACCAGCAACAGGCCACAAACUCGCGAAAGAAAACCCGUCGAGGCGGUGGUAAAAGCAAGCCCGCAGGUGUCUCCACGCCCACGCCGAAUGCCAUCGUAUCCUUUUCGGACUUUUGUGAAACCAUUCUGUUGGCCAACGAGCAGCCCGCCCUCAUAGAGGCCAUCAGCGAUGCCUUCAUUCACGCGCUUUGCAUCGAGCAUAGCCUGACGCUGGAUGUGCUGCUGCAGCUCUUCCUCAACUACAUUGCCUCGCACAUUGGCCAGAAGGGCUAUCAGACCUCUCAGAAGGUUUUUGUGAAUAUUCUACAGGUGUAUUAUUAUGAUCUCUACGAUGUGAGCUCAUCGCUGCAGCCCCACGAGAUUCGGUCGCAGACGCCACCGCAGCUGGAUGACGACUACGACGAAGAGUGCAGCAGCUCCCGGGCUCCCUCGCUGCACAGCGAUGCGGAUGCCCAGUCGCUGUCUAGCUCGUGUGCCAGCUCAGCGCAGGAGGAGAGAUCAGCGAGCCUAUCGAUCAACGGCAGGCAGCAGCGUAUAGUCUACGAUCAGCUGCAGGAACAGCAGUCGUCGCCAUUCCAGAAGCGCAACUCCAAUGCCUCGCUUUCGCAGCCCCAGCCGGACGACGAUCUGGCCAUUACUAAUCUCAAGGGUCUCAAGAUCCUCUUUCGCAUGUACAUGGGCCGACUAAAGUCCCUCAGCGAUCUCAUCACGGAUCUUCAAUCUGCGGAUGUGGAACAGCAGUCGAGUCGUGAAGAUUUCCUCAACCUGCGCAUGGAGUGCAUCUCCUAUAUGGUGGGCAUGGCUCCGAAUUACUGUCCCAAGCCAAUGGUGAAGAAUCCCAACGAUCCCCUGGCCGGCAAGUUGGUCUACGUUCCGUUUAUUCCCGACUACAAGCUGGCCGAGGGCGAGGAAUACGAACGCCACAUCAAAUCCUAUAUACGACCCAUUCCCUGUCUGCUGGAACGUCCCCAGUAUUUGAACCGUCUGCCGCCAUUCGAACGCAGCGACUUUAGCUAUCCCAACAAGGAUGAGGGCGAGUUCAAGGUCCGCUUUGUUAGCUGGCACAACGAGCUGCUGACCCUGACCCUGAAGAUUCAAAGUCUGCUGGCCUCCAGCAAAGUGGAUCGAGACAUUAUAUCGGAGUUUUUGGCCUUCAUUCAAAAGACGCCGCACUUGAUGGGCAUUGACAGCUUUUUGGUGAUCAUUUUGCCAAAGAACUUGGCCAUUAACUACAUGCUGAGCUUUUGUCCCGCCUAUCUAUGGCAGUAUGGAAAGUCCUGCGGCUUCACACCCAAACACUGGGAGAGUUUGUUGCGCAAGAUUCUCAGCAAGCAGGAUGCCCUGCCCAACUGGAAAGUGCACAUAACAGAGAUCCUUAACAAUCUGGUGGCAGAGUUGAGCUUUGAGGAGCUGCUUCAGUGCUUUCCCAGCGAGGUUAUUCAAAAUCGGAAUACGGCGCAAUACUUUGCCAAGGAAUUUGCCGAAACCUGCGUUCUCUAUGAGCAUGAAGAGCUCGUCUUCAAGGGUCCGGAGGAGUCUGCCGAAGGUAGGGACCACCUGCCCAUGGACAAUAUCGACGAAGACAAUGUGUUCGAGCUCACGCUGCGCAAGGCAGUGGCCAAACAACGAAGCAUUGCCCUGAGGUCCAUGAUCGAGUCGACGGGGACUCAGUUGUUCGAUGCUACCAGUAAUCCCAUGUACAAUCUGUAAUCUGCGGAUGGGAGCUUGUCACAGUCGGUAGUCCACUUUUAACUAGUUACAAACGGAAUUAUCACAUUGCAAAUGAUAAGAUUGAUUGAUAUUAACGUAGCAAGGCGGGUAGAACGACAGAAAAACGUUUGUUGUAUCGCCGUUUACAUAUAUGCAUACCAACCAUACACACAUAUGCAUAUGUAAUAUGUAGUUGUAGGAAUCGUAUACCCAUAACGAACGCAUUAUUUAUUGACAUUCUGUUUGACACAAACGCAACAUUUGGAUAAUUAUUGUAGCAAUGAUUUACGACGCAGGGCGGACCAGGAAAAAGUCUCCUGUAGGUUGUACAGAUAACUCUGCUGGAGCCCGUUUUAAUGCGGGGUAUUUGCCAUAUUAAACCAGUUAGAGGGUUAGGGAGUAAUGAAAAUGUUGGAAAGAAGUACUUUGCCUCACGCCCACUUGUAUUUGUACGUAAUUUAAUGCCCCCAAGUUUCCUUUGAACGAAGCUUUAAUACUCUAAAUGGUACAUACAUAUGUAUGUAUCUACGUACGUCUGUAUUUUUACUAUAUUUAUAUGUUAGCCAUCACACUCGCUCUCUAUUUACCCACAGACACAAGCACACUCCAACACACACCAACAACAACAAAAAACAACAUCAAGUGAUAUUUUUAAUUC
This is a messenger RNA of Drosophila obscura, 5295 nucleotides long. RefSeq lists its product as uncharacterized. The record is from RefSeq and is a predicted model, not a curated record. Gene Ontology annotation, biological process: organelle organization. Gene Ontology annotation, cellular component: cytoplasm. The coding region runs from base 27 to 4637 and encodes 1536 amino acids. NCBI's taxonomy places the organism in Eukaryota, Metazoa, Arthropoda, Insecta, Diptera, Drosophilidae. The transcript has 6 exons.